UCGGAACUCCAGUUUCGCGGAAGUUUUUAUUCUGUUGCCAAGUUAUGUAGGCAGCAGGUUGCUGUUGGUUCCGCCGUACAAAGUCAAAGCUUUGAUUGUUAAUCUCUCAGACUAGACACUGUCAAUCAGCAGAUGUUACAACAUGGAUCUUAGCUCGGAAUCUAUAAAGAGGAUACUCGGAAAGUAUAAGUUUCGAGAUGUGGCGAUCGAAGAACUUCAGAAAGUACACAGGAUACACCCUGAUUUGGUAGCACAGGCCGGCACAUACACUUUUACUGACGGCACCCAGAAGGACCUCCUUAAACUGGUGGGCAACAUUCCAGUCAGAUAUCAGGGCCACUCGUACAAUCUGCCCAUCCUCCUGUGGCUUCUGGACUCCUUCCCCUUCACCCCUCCCAUCUGCCUGCUCCGCCCCACCCCCAACAUGGUGAUCCGAGAGGGGAAGCAUGUGGACUCUCGGGGGAAGAUCCACCUGCCUAUCCUGCACAACUGGGACCAUCCGAAGUCCACGGUAAAUGGCCUCUUGGCUGAAAUGAUUGCCAAAUUUGAAGAAGAUCCCCCACUCAGCUCGAAAACUUCAAGAGACAGCAAGGACCCAACAGACCUGCUCGCCUUUGUGUCAAAACUAACAAUCGGAGAAAGCGGAGUCAAGCCUGAUCGACCAGUCAACAAAGUCACUGUAAUAGGAGGUGGAGACUUAGGAACGGCCACUGUAUUGAGCCUUUUGGCCAAGGGUAGCGUGGACAAGCUGGUCUUCAUUGACCUUCCUGACAGCUCAACUAAAGGAGGGACCAUGGAUUUAGAGAUUUUCCAUCUGCCCAAAGUGGAAGUUUCCAAAGACUUGUCGGCGUCGGCUGGGUCGAAGGUGGUGGUGGUGACGGCGAAUGCCUGGAGCGAUGAGCAGUCAUACGUGGGCGUGGUCCAGACCAACGUGGAUCUGUACAGAGGGUUCAUCCCCACCGUGGCCCGGCUCUGCCCACAAGCAGUACUGCUCAUCGCCUCUCAGCCAGUGGACAUCAUGACCCACGUGGCGUGGAGACAGAGCGGACUGAUGCCUUCCUGCGUGAUCGGUGCCGGGUGCAACCUGGACUCAGAGCGCCUCAAUUACAUAAUCAACGUCAGCCUCACAGGACACAGCACCGGCAAGCAGGGCUGGGUCAUAGGGGAGCUCUCCGACAACAAGGUUGCCAUCAUGGCUAAUAUGGGUCCGGAGAUGAUGCAGGUGUCCAACUCCGCCAAACCCCUGACUGACAGAGCCUUCGAGAUGCUGAAGGGGAAGGGGCAGAGGUCCUGGUCAGUGGGGCUGUCCAUCGCUGACAUCACCAACAGCAUCCUGCUGGACAAGAAGAAGAUCCACUCCGUCUCCACACUGGCUCAGGGCUGGGGGGGCAUUGGGGUGGAGGUGUUCCUCAGUCUGCCUUGUGUCCUGGGGGCGACGGGGUCGAUCCGGCUGGCCAGCGUGCCUCUGGGCCCGGAGGAGGACUCCAAACUGCGGGAGAGCGUCACGUCCCUCGCCAGCUUCCUGUCGCAGCUCCGCGUGUAACCAGGGCCCCCCACACUGUAGCCAGGUUCCCAGCCUGCCUUUAUCCCAGAUGUAGUUAUACCGAACCUGCUUUUGAGCCGUGUAGCAGUUAACACACCUUGCACUUUAUACAGGGAUCACCCAGCAGCAGCAGCGGAUCCCAUUCCCUGUUCCACUUGACCUGUAGCCUCAGAGAGCCACAGGGUGUGGUGGAUUUUGUUGGUAUGGAUCACUUAAUUAAGCAAUUAAAGCGGUUUAAACUCACCUCAUCUGGCUUCUUGGGUUUCAGUCGGUUGUGUGGUCAACAUUGGACACAGUUAAGGAAUCGGCUGCUGAUGGGUGAUGUAACUGAACUUUGCAAGCUGCUUAAAUCAUGAGAAAGGAGUUUCGGGACAAUUACCAAAUAAAAGGCAUUUUGUCUGUCCAAUCGGAUAUCUGCAGAGGGGCCUGACGUGACCAGACGGCACUGCUCCACAGCCAAUGGCAUCGGUAUAUAUACAAAGGGAGGCCGAGCCUCUUGGUCUUAGCUUUGAGGUUCCCCUCAAUGUCGGACAUUAACCCCAACAGUCUGCACCACAGAUUUAAACUAAAUACAUUUAGGAUUGUUCUAUGAGAAGAUUAUACUUAAAAAAUGUGUUUGGUUGCACAUGCAGAUCAUUUAAAAAUCACAUUCAGAAGGGCUGCUUACACAGUUUAGUGGUUACUAUGUCCAACUGAAAAAUUUCCUUGGCCCUGAUUAAGUACUUUCCUUUUCCAAUAUCAGGGUUUUGCAAAAAAGGAAAAUGAUUUUUCACGUGGAUGAAAACUGAAUAACUGGUACGGAUAUCUCAUACAAGCAUUUCCUCUGAAAUGAAUGAAAAUAGAAAAGUGACCAUUUAUACUGAAAUAUGUUGGCUGCUUCUUGGUACUGUACAGAAAAAAAAGUUUACCAUCCAGUUGUCGUACAACAGUGAAAAGUCUAAUUCUCACUUCCGCACAGAUGUUUUGCCAGCUGGGCUGGAAUGCAAUAUCCACAUUAGUCCAGACUCGGUUCUGUUUUCUUCCAAAGAUCAGUCGUGUGCUUUAUUUCGCUUGCUCAGGAUACUCUUAUUUGCUUUAUUGAAAAUAAUGCUAUUUAAUAUUUAUAUAUGCCAGCUUUACUGCACUGCUGAUUAGGGUCUGGGCCAGUUCCAGGGAGGGAAUGAAUUUACUUUGAUUAAAAAUGCAUAAUACAUAUUCUCCUAUGGGGAAUUAUUCAGUGAAUGCACUGAAAUGGAAUGGACAGCAACUCUGCUGAUUACAUUGGCACAAUGUACCAACCUACAUGAAGGGUCUAACAGGGUUUGUUUAAUGCUUGAAGAAUCAUUUGAAGUGUGAGGUAGUGAUAUAAGGGGCUGAGACAUACUGUUUGUUUAUUUCUGCACUGCUUAAUACUGUUGUAUUUACUCCUGCACAUUGGAAGGUAAACUGCUGCUUUAAGUGCCUUUUUAAGAACUGUUUUUGCUAAAGUUAAUUGAUCUGUGCACAAAUGCACCAUGUAUUCUUGUACUUUUGUGCUGUAUAUCUUUAUUUUAUGGUAUUAAAACAAUGGAAUCUAA
This is a messenger RNA of Anguilla anguilla (European eel), 3099 nucleotides long. It is a transcript of the gene uevld, whose product is annotated as UEV and lactate/malate dehyrogenase domains. Bases 143 to 1543 code for a protein of 466 amino acids. The record is from RefSeq and is a predicted model, not a curated record. Gene Ontology annotation, molecular function: oxidoreductase activity, acting on the CH-OH group of donors, NAD or NADP as acceptor. Gene Ontology annotation, biological process: protein transport; carboxylic acid metabolic process; protein modification process. The transcript has 12 exons. Lineage: Eukaryota; Metazoa; Chordata; Actinopteri; Anguilliformes; Anguillidae.